AUCACCCUUGAUGUGAUUAAAAAAAGAAAAAAUUGUUCUCUCUCUCUCUCAAAGAGCCUAGUCAACCUCUACGACUUGCUUUCACUUUUUGAUGUUCCAUAAUAAACCAACACAUAUGCGACAUUUUCUUUCUUCAUCUAUCUCGUUGGAGAUGUGGAUGAUGCAGAUAUAGAAAGUAGUGAUCAAUACCCAUCUCUUUUAAACUCCUCAAAGCUUAAUUACUACUUCACCAUUUUUCAACUCAGCUAGCUAGGCUAAUCCAUUCCAAAACUAGAACUCCCUUUACUAGCAUCAAUAUCUACUAUAUAUAAACAACUUCUACUACCUUUUUCAUAAAGUUAGGCAUUUGCAUAUUUUUUUGAAUCACCUUCUUAUUGCAUGCUAUUCCUCUUCUUGCUAAUUCAACACCAUUUUUGCAGCCCCAUCAUAUCAGCACACACAUUCCCUUCUGAGGAAAAAAGAGAGAAGCAAUUUAUUACUCUUCUUCUUGUUUUAUUGUCUUGUUCUGCAGCUAAAAAUCCAUAUCAUACCCAUUUUCAUUGGGAGAGAUCUUUAGUGCUUGAGUUUUUUGUUGCAUCAAAAUGUGGAUGAUGGGUUAUAGUGAUGGUGGAGAGUUCAACAUGCCAGAUUCUUUCAGUGGAAGAAAGCUUAAGCCACUCAUUCCUAGGACUCCACCAGUGCCUUCUCCAAACAAUACUUCAAACUCUAGCCCUCCUAGACUUGGCCGUAUCCAUGGCAACGAUUUCUUUUCACUAAAUCACCAUCUGGCUACUAUGGCUGAUCAAAGCAAAAGAGAUUUCCAUGCACAAUCAGUUGUAGUGAGUUCAAGAUGGAAUCCAACUCCAGAACAGUUAAGGACCCUGGAAGAACUGUAUCGAAGAGGAACAAGAACCCCAUCAGCAGAGCAAAUUCAACACAUCACUGCACAGCUUCGAAGAUAUGGAAAGAUUGAAGGGAAGAAUGUGUUCUACUGGUUUCAAAAUCACAAGGCAAGAGAACGGCAAAAACGACGACGUCAAAUGGAAUCUGCAGCUCCUGAUCAUCAGCAGCAGAACCGUGAUAUAGAAAUCUUUGAAACGAAAGAAUCAGGGGCAAGUAGGACAACAUAUGAAGGUGAACAGACCAAGAACUGGGCUCCCUCUACAAACUGCAGUACACUACCAGAGGAAGCCAUGUCAAUACAAAGGGCAGCAAAAGGAGUGGUAGCAGAAUGUAGAGGAGAUGGAUGGAUCCAAUACGAUGAAGUAGAAUUACAGCAUAGAAGGAACUUUAUGGAAAGGAAUGACACAUGGCAGAUGAUGCAGUUGUCAUGUCCAUCUCCCACCCACCUCAUAAACGCUAGCUCUGGCACUUGUACUAUUACUACUACAACAACAACUGCUACAAUCCUAGCAGGAGCAGAAGCAACAUCUACAGUAGUAGCAGGAACAAUAAGAACAAUGGACCCAAAUAGGCAACUCAUCAAGACCCAUACUGAUCUUAAUAUCUUCAUAGCUCCCUACAUAGAAAAUAAUAUUGGGCCUGGCCUUAUUAACCACUUCAGCAAUGAAGAAGAUCAUAAUGGGUAUGGGGAUUCUCACCAAACACUUCAACUCUUUCCUCUUCGUAAUAAUGGUGGUGAAAGCAUUAAUGACAAAGAAACUGAAACUUCAUCAGCAGUUGCUGCAGCCAUGAAUGCCAACUUCACUACUCCUUAUCAGUUUUUUGAAUUCCUUCCAUUGAAGAACUAAUUACCCACCAAAGCUUUUAGCUUUUUUUUUUUUGGCUCCACUUUAUGAGAUUUUGGCUAUGUUUGUCAAAUGAUGGGUUGUGUUAUGGAUUUCUGUAUUAUUGUUGGAAAUUGGGACUUUAUUUUUUCUUGAAGAUGAUGUUUACAUUUCAUGGAAUUGGUGGAAUGGUCU
Hevea brasiliensis (rubber tree) is the source of this 1901-nucleotide messenger RNA. Its product is annotated as WUSCHEL-related homeobox 1. Bases 582 to 1730 code for a protein of 382 amino acids. The transcript is spliced from 4 exons. Gene Ontology annotation, molecular function: DNA binding; DNA-binding transcription factor activity. Lineage: Eukaryota; Viridiplantae; Streptophyta; Magnoliopsida; Malpighiales; Euphorbiaceae. The record is from RefSeq and is a predicted model, not a curated record. Gene Ontology annotation, biological process: plant organ development.